This is a messenger RNA of Schizosaccharomyces osmophilus, 1752 nucleotides long. RefSeq names its product maltase alpha-glucosidase Mal1 (gene mal1). Gene Ontology annotation, biological process: oligosaccharide catabolic process. Bases 1 to 1752 code for a protein of 583 amino acids. The transcript has a single exon. The record is from RefSeq and is a predicted model, not a curated record. Gene Ontology annotation, molecular function: alpha-amylase activity. NCBI's taxonomy places the organism in Eukaryota, Fungi, Ascomycota, Schizosaccharomycetes, Schizosaccharomycetales, Schizosaccharomycetaceae.
AUGAAAAUUGUGCCCAGUGAAAAGAUUCAGCCUGUUUGGUGGAGAGAAACCUCGGUGUACCAAAUAUAUCCAGCAUCUUUUAAAGACGAAAACGGAGAUGGCUUUGGUGACUUGCAGGGUAUAUUGUCGAAAUUGGAUUAUUUGAAAGGAUUAAACGUUGAAUCCAUUUGGCUGUCGCCUAUUUAUCCCUCGCCUCUUAAGGAUAUGGGUUACGAUGUGUCAAACUACAAAGAAAUUGACUCCCGAUAUGGGUCUCUACAAGAUAUAAACGUUCUAGCAAAGGAGCUCCAUAAGCGCGGUAUGAAACUUGUUAUGGACUUGGUACUUAACCAUACUUCGGAUCAGCACGAUUGGUUUAAAGAAUCCCGCUCCUCUAAAACGAAUUCCAAACGAGAUUGGUAUAUUUGGAGGCCCGCAAAGUAUAAUAAAGAUGGCAAGCGCUUACCUCCCAAUAAUUGGAGAAGCUACUUUGAUACUUCUGCUUGGGAAUGGGAUGAAACUACCCAAGAAUACUUUUUGCAUCUUUGGGCACCCGAACAACCCGAUAUCAAUUGGGAAAGCCCAGAAUUACGCAAGGCAAUUUAUGACAUUGUCCGCUACUGGCUAGAUCGUGGAGUCGAUGGUUUCCGUUUGGAUGUCAUCAACAUGAUCAGCAAGAACCAAGAAUUCCCAGAUGCACUUGUAACGGAUGAUCGCUACGAUUAUCAAAUGGGCUACAAGUACUACGCUAACGGUCCCAGGAUUCAUGAAUAUUUAAAAGAACUCGGACAAAUCCUCCAUGAGUACAACGCUUUUUCUGUAGGUGAAAUGCCUCAUGUGGAAGAUACGGAUGAGGUUCUACGUGUUGUCGGAGCUGAUCGCCGAGAGCUUACCAUGAUUUUUCAGUUUGACUUGGUUAGUCUGGAUUUGGUUCCAGGAAAGCACAAGUAUGUUGAGGGUACCUGGAAGCUUUCAGACCUGAAGAAGUCUGUCAAAAAGUGGCAGUCUAUAUACUUGACAGGCGGAGGUUGGAACGCUAGCUUUAUUGAAAACCAUGAUCAACCACGAACAGUUUCUCGCUACUUGUCGGAUUCACCUGAACAUAGAGCGCAUAGCUCCAAGCUUAUGGCCCUCUUCAUUGUCUUCCAAGGUGGCACACCUUUUGUCUACCAAGGUCAAGAGCUAGCGCUUGCCAAUAUUCCGAGAGAUUGGUCCAUUUCUGAAUAUGUAGACGUGGAAACACAGAAUUUUUGGAAGCUUUUCAUGAGCGGCAACCCUACUCAAGAAGAAAUACAAAAAACCAUGGAUAUUGUUAACAUGAGAGCUCGUGACAAUGGUCGUACUCCUAUGCACUGGGACAGCUCGCCCAACGGUGGAUUUUGCCCAAAAGACGUUAAGCCUUGGAUGAGGGUGACGGAAGAUUUUAAUGAAUGGAACGCUUCCAGUCAAGUAGGAAAGCCAGAUAGCGUCUACUCCUUCUGGUCAGCUUCUCUUGGUUACAGGAAAGCCAUGAAGGAUGCUGUUGUUUAUGGAUCCUUUGAACUACUUUCCGAAGAAGACCCUUCCAUCGUGGCCUUUGUGCGUGAAUCGAAUUCCACCGUAUUGGCAGUCAUAUUAAAUUUUACUGAUAAGAGUGUCUCUUAUGAAUGUCCUUUGCAAAUCGGAGGAUUCCAAGUGCUUUUAAAUAACUAUGAGGAUCUAGUGAUAAAAGAAAAUGUCAUUCACUUAAAUCCCUAUCAGGGAGUUCUUUUUAAAAAAUCCCUCUCUACAUAA